AUGAACUAUUUUGAUUCAGAAGAAAAAUUCACAGAGACCCAACUUCCUCCACAAGAAGCUUUCUGCAGUUCAUUGACUGGCGAGACUAUCACAGAUGAAGACUAUGAACAUGCCCAGAUCAUAUGGAACGACUUCAACAUCAAACAUCUUGGAGAAUAUCACGAUUUGUAUGUCAUCACCGAUGUUCUAGCACUGGCUGGUGUGUUUGAAAAUUUUCGAGACAUCUGUUUGAAUUACUACGAGUUAGAUCCUGCUCAUUUCUACACAUCACCAGGUCUGGCUUGGCAAGCCGCUCUGAAAAUGACAGGAGUGCAACUGGAACUACUGACCGACAUUGAUCAACAUCUAUUCAUUGAGAAAGGGUUGAGAGGUGGUAUCUCGUUUAUCGCCCAUCGCUAUGCCAAAUCUAACAACACCCAUCUUCCAGAGUUUAACCCUGAACAACCCGAGAGCCACAUAAUCUACUUAGAUGCAAACAAUCUAUAUGGCUGGGCCAUGUCACAACCUCUACCUGUUCGGGGAUUUCACUGGCUCAAUGAGACAAACAUAGAACAGUUGGAUAUUGCCCAGGUGCCAGAUGAUGCAUCAGAAGGAUACAUCUUGGAAGUGGAUCUCGACUACCCCCAUGAACUCCACGACCUGCACAAUGAUUAUCCAUUAGCCCCCGAGAAACUCAAGGUCACUGAAGAGAUGCUCUCCACAUAUGCCAAACAGCUGUUAGAUGAACUGAACUUGAAAGGGACAUCCACCGAAAAGCUAAUACCUAAUUUGCUGCCAAAAGACAAAUAUGUGGUACACUACCACAAUUUGAAAUUCUAUCUUUCUCUUGGCAUGAAGAUGACUAAGAUUCACAGAGUGAUGGCCAUUGAACAGCAAGCCUGGCUAAAAGCCUACAUUGAGUUUAACACAGAAAAACGAAAGGCUGCAAAAAAUUAUUUUCAAAAAGACUUUUUUAAACUGAUGAACAAUUCAGUCUUUGGAAAAACGAUGGAAAAUCUUAGGAAACGUGUGGAUGUCAAGCUUAUUAGCAACAAGAAGAGAGCAUGUAAAUUGGUGGCGAAACCCAACUUCCAUGCCUUCCGCAUCUUUAAUGAAGAUCUGGUGGCUGUCCACCUUUCAAAACAGAGGCUGUACUUGAACAGACCCAUCUAUGUUGGGUUCAACAUUCUAGAUGUGUCUAAAAUAUUGAUGUACAACUUCCAUUAUAACUACAUCAAAGUGAAAUAUGAAUCAAAAGCCCAACUCCUGUUCACGGACACAGACUCAUUGUGUUACAGCAUCCAAACAAAAGACAUCUACCAAGAUAUGAUGGAAGAACGACACCUGUUUGACACCUCUGACUAUGAUCCUGGUCAUCCACUUUACAGUACCACAAACAAGAAGAGCUUAGGUAAAAUGAAAGACGAAAUGCAUGGCAUCCCUAUUCAUGAAUUUGUUGGUCUGAAGUCCAAAAUGUAUUCACUCAUCUACCAGGAGAAGGACCAGGUAAUGGAGAAGAAAACAGCCAAAGGAAUUGUCACAGGGAUUCUAUAA
Gigantopelta aegis is the source of this 1533-nucleotide messenger RNA. RefSeq lists its product as uncharacterized. The transcript has a single exon. NCBI's taxonomy places the organism in Eukaryota, Metazoa, Mollusca, Gastropoda, Neomphalida, Peltospiridae. Bases 1 to 1533 code for a protein of 510 amino acids. The record is from RefSeq and is a predicted model, not a curated record.